UUCCGCAAAGUUGAAAAGGUCACACAAACAAGUUACCUGUACCUGUACGCUUGUGCGGACUCAUUCACUGUUCUGUCGAAUUUUGUCACCCAGGGCAAGAUCGUUGUGUAGUUGUGAAGAUUUCGGGACGUAUUGUGUGGAUUGACGUUUUGAUGAAGUGUUGUAUUCAGGUGACUGAUUGGUUUGGAUAAAAACAAUGUCUUAUUCAUAUAACUCCCUUGGGCGUCAACAGGAAGGGGCAGGGGGUCGUCUCGGUUCUAGCAGUUCUCAGGCAGGAACUUUGAACCGAACUCAAGUGGAACGACGUCCUGCUCAGUUUAUUUCAGCAAAGAAUCGUUCUGGAUCCACCGACAGGCUCAAUAGUAGCAGCAGCAGUUUGAGUGGCAGUAGGAGUAACCUGUCAGCCCAAAAGCAAAACGCUACCAGUGCCGGGAACAUUAGCGUUGGGAGUUCUCCAGGUAGAGUAAGAGGAGGAAAUCCUCCGCAACAGCCUCAACACCAACAACCCCCUCACCAGCAAGCAGUGUCGAGUCCCAAGAGCCCUAAUUAUUCAAACGUACCGUCAACAAAUUACGUUAACCGAAACGGGAGAGAUCUUCGUGGUAGCACCAGCAGCACGCAGAGUUAUGGACCCAGGGUGGAGGACAGUAGCAGAGUGGUUGCAGAUGCUAAGUUUCGUGAGUUCGAGAAAGUGCGGGUUGACUACUUGCGACGUGGGAAGUUGUACGAGGACACAAUGUUCUUGCCAGCUGACUCAUCCAUUUACUUCAGCAGACAACCUCCGUAUGAUUUUGAGUGGUUAAGAGCAAAGGACAUUGCUGCACUGUAUGGAUACAGACCGGAAUUUUACAGUCGCGGUAUCAGUCGCUUUGAUGUGCGUCAGGGACAGCUGGGUGAUUGCUGGUUUGUGGCCGCUAUGGCUUGUCUGUCCAGUCCUGAGUACAGAAAUCUCUUUGAGAGGGUGGUGUACCCUGAUCAGAGCUUUCAAGACGGCUGGUACUCGGGGGUUUUUCGCUUCAACUUUUGGCACUUCGGCCAGUGGAAACAAAUCCUUAUAGAUGACCUCCUACCUACUAAAAGAGGACAGCUGAUCUUUGUCAAUUCUCCGCAGAGUAAUGAGUUCUGGCCUGCUCUGAUGGAAAAAGCCUAUGCAAAAGUCUACGGGUCUUAUGAAGCUCUCAAAGGAGGUUUCCUUGUGGACUCACUAACAGAUCUGACUGGAGGUCUCGCUGAGUCCUACACGCUGCAUGGCCCUGAAGCUGACCUACCUGGCAACAUAGUCAACAUUCUGUUCAAAGCCCUAGAGAGGCAGUCUAUUAUUGGCUGUAACAUUAUAAAUAUCGCAGGAGCUGGGGAAGCUCUCCGUCCUAAUGGACUGGUUGAGGGACAUGCCUACAGUGUGACAGACCUGCGGAGGAUUAUGCAUGGACAGUAUCCAGUGACUUUGAUUAGAGUUCGAAACCCACAUGGAGAUCACAAGGAAUGGAAAGGCAGAUGGAGUGAAUGGUCACAAGAGUGGCAGCAGAUCUCUCCCAGUGACAGAGAAAAACUUGGGUUGAUCAAGAGAGAUGAUGGAGAGUUCUGGAUGGACUUUGAGGACUUUAAAGACAACUUUGACAAUGUGGUAAUUUGUAACCUGACACCGGACUCACCUGUAGAUUUUGAGAGGAAAUGGCACACUGUGGAGCAUCACGGACAAUGGACAAAGCAUUUCAAUGCUGGAGGGCGACCUUCUUGUCCAGCACACUGGUCCAACCCCCAAUACUUCCUGAAGCUUGAGGACACAGAUGAAGAUGACGACAAUGUGUGCAGUGCUAUUAUUCAACUUAUGCAGAAGGAUCGGAGGAAAAUCAAACAGAAGGGAGAGAAGUUUUUGUACAUUGGCUUCAAUGUGUACCAGUAUGAAAGAGGUUAUUCUGUUCCACUGAGGAGAGAGUUCUUUGAAACUCAUCGGGCCAUCGCUACCUCUGGGUCAUACAUCAACAUAAGACAGAUCACCAAACGCCUCACCUUGGAGCCUGGAGAAUAUGUUGUUGUGCCGAGUACUUGGGAUGCAGAUGAAGAGGCUGGCUUUUACCUGAGAUUCUUCUUUGAGAAAGGAAAUGUUGCGGAGUAUUUCGAUGAGAAACCAGAGGUACCAGACAUUCCUGCACCAACACCGUCUCCAGAAUGGAAAGAGCAAGAGGAAACCUUCAAGAACUUUUUUUACAGAGUUUCUGGAGAGGACAUGGUAGUGGAUGCUUUCGAGUUGAAGGAGGCUAUAAAGGAAGGACUGAAGAAAGAGCCCUUGCAUCGCGAUGUCAGUAUUGAUGCCUGCAAAAGUUUCGUCAGUUUGAUGGAUGUUGAUGGCAGUGGUAAACUGUCUUUCUAUGAGUUUCAGUUCUUGUGGCAUCACUUACGCAGUUGGAAGAAAACAUUCUACCAGUUUGACAUCAAUCAGUCAGGGUUUUUGAAUUCGAGAGAGCUGAGAGCGGCAAUAAAUGGUGUUGGUUACAAAAUGUCCAACAGGACUUUGGGAAGGCUUAUCUUCCGAUAUGCAGAUGAGAACGGCAAGAUCAGUUUGGAUAACUUUCUGGCUACGAUGGCCCGCUUGAUGAAGACUUACAAUGUAUACCAUGAUAUCCAAAAGGAUGGCGAAGCUACCCUUGAUCUUGCACAAUGGCUGGACAAUACAUUGGUGUUCUGAACGAGACGGUUGUGAACAGAGAUGACCAGAGCAUGGUAGCAGAACAGAGGACUAUAUCUCUGCAACAAUUUCAGAUUCUCAGGAAGUGCCUGUGCACAUUGUAGCACUAGUUCAAAGUGUCAAUUUUCAGUUUUUCACUUUUUGGACAUAGUAAGGUUUCCAGAAGCCUUUAACAUUCUACUGGUUUUUUUCUUAUGGUAGUUUCGUUGUAACAUCGGGAUGGCUACCGCACUUGUAACCAUGAAAUGACUUGUUUGGGCUCCGACACUCAACUCAGUCCAACCUUGUGUUCUAGGGAAAGGCGCUUUGCAUGAAUUUUUGCUUUCGACUCCGUCCUAUCGGAGAUGGAUGUUAAAUUCGGAAGUCAUGCCUCUUAAUUAAAUAACCUUACAGUGUUGCAAGGGGCAUUAAUUCUAUAUAUAUCAUUUCGCAUUUUGUAGGUUCAUUGUGUGGAUUUGAGGCCACCACUUCUUUGUUGGCUGAAUUAUUUUACCUCAUUCAAGACUCAAUACUUUUGGUAAUAUCUCUAGAAAUGGCAGGUUCCUUAGCCUGUUUCUGGUAGAUGUGCCUGUAUAGGGUCUCUGAAAUCUUGCUCAAUCUGCUUGGUGUGGAUGAGACUUAACUGGCUUCGUUGACAUGCAGGUUAUUUUGUAAUCGAAAGUUGUUUUCAAACUUGUAAACAAAUCAAACUUAGAAAUAUGGUAUGGGAAUAUUAUGUCUGAAUAAAAAAUGAGCAGUCAGGAUGCUUGUAUCUCAUUUUCAGGACAGCACUUAUUUUUUCACUGACUUGUAUAGCAGCCUUUGGUUUGAACAGCUGUUUAUAAGUAUUUAUACAUUUUAAAGAAUCAUUUGGCUGCCAAGGAUGAACUUUUAGUUUACUAGUGAUAUUGAACAUAUAGCACCAUGGACUUGAAUCCAAGGAUAAAGUAAAUGUGAUGCAAAAGAAUGAAGGUUAAAUUAGUAUUAUACUGUGAUUUGGUCAAUGUUUAUCUAGAAAUUUACAAUGAUCUAAAAAUAUUUACUUUCAUAGUCGUAUGAAAAUUUGUCUCAUGUAUUCUCAUAUUCUUCUGUUACUUUCCACACCCCUUUGGAUGUCAGUAUUAGAUAAUAAUCUUAAGUUGAUUUGUGUUCAGUUUAUUGUUUAUUAAACAAGCCAUACCAUUCUUUACAGUUUCUACAACUCUUAUGUGGACUGUGUGCGAAUUUGACUUGCAUGAUCUGCAAGAUUGGAUGGGGUAGGGAAAUGAGGCUUGCUGACUUUACUCGACGAAAGGACAUUAAAUUUUACGUGAAUAGAAUGUACUUCAGUAGUACAUGAUGUGUGCGCUGUGAAAAUGGUUCUGGUAAUUAUGGACCUCUGAGCAGUGGCCUUGAUCUAAGUGAGAACCAUGAAAAGUUUAAUUUCUUAACCUUUCUUUAUUGAAAGAAACAACAUAAGUGCUUCGAUCAGAGUUCCUGGUAUUUUUGUUAUUGAGACCGAAAUGAGAACCCUCAGGUUUUUAAACAAAAAUUUAGUUAGCCUGUAACUCAUUUCUGCCUUUAUUGGAUGUACUUACUUGGAGAACUUGAUCUGAUGGACAAAGGGAAAAGACCAUGAUAAAUUUACAUUUUUUAAAAAGAGCAUCGAUCUGAGCAGAGAAAGGAGUGGUGAACCAUGAUUGCCAAUGUCUGUUUCAGUUCUGGCUCUUAAGAAAGAUACUGGAUUGUUUUGUACCCAGAAAACAUCACAUGGUUGUUCUUGAACAAUUGAAUCUUGUUGUCGCAAACUGACUUAUCCCUAGGGAAAUUGGAUGGAGUAGGAGUGGACAUUGUGAAGAUCCUGCUAAAAUCUGGAAGUGUCAAAAUAGUGCACAGCCCACUGAAAGUCGAAGUCUUUGCCAUAAUUAGCUUCUUUCCAUGCUUACAGAAUUUGAUAAUCACUUUCCAAAUGUAACGACUUGUGUGUUGUUACAUUGUUGCCAUUCACUGUUUAUAUAGUGGGUUUUUAAAAAUCUUAUUUUUGUCUGAAUGCCAUAUGAAUGUGAUAAUGUUGAUUUGUACUGAUAUAUUCCUUGGAGUUUUUUUGCUUUUGGAAUAAUAUUCAAUACGAUGUAUUACAGAUAAUGUUGUUAUAUAUGAAUAUAUAAAUUUACUUACCAGAUCAUUUUAAAGCAUUUUCAAAAUGCUCUGCUUACAACCUAUUUAGAAUGGUUUAAUCCCUUAUUUAACUUUCAGUUUUGAGCAGGAUUUUUGUCUGUUUUCAAUUUAGUCAAACAAAAUCUAAUCAACUCUUUUGAAGAUCAGCUGUCUCAUUGUCUCAUAUUUUCUGUAAGAAUUAACAGUUCCUUGCAGAAAGUACUCUAAACAUUAAUUGUAUUGAGAAUAACCAAUCUACUUUUUGUCAAUAACACUGUUAAAGAUGAUGAACAUUGUGUGGAGGGUGCAGAUCUCCAGAAAAAAACAACAAUAAGUGUGCAGUGUCUGUAAGCUGUACUGCAACUUGUUGUUUUAAACAUUGAUCUCAGCUGUUGAUGCACCCUUCAGCUCCAGCAUCUAAGUCCAUUUUAAAAGUUCACUGAGUGCCACAUAUUCCACUGCCGCAAUACAACACUGAUUAUAUAUAAAGUGUAAUCAACCGUAAAAUAUUAAAAAUACCUGCAUAAUCUCUCUGUUAGUGUGAAGACAUACAUUCUAAAACUAGUUUUAUAUAACUCAUAAGAGCAAUUUUUUUUUUGGAGGGGUGGAAUCCUCUUGGAAUGAAAUUAGUUUGUGAUAAUAAUAUGUUCUUGUUUGUGGAUUUUUAAAAAAUGUACACCUAAAUCGUAAUUAUCAUAUGACUUUUUUUUUUUUUUUUUACAGAUUCUAAUACUACGGAUGGGUCAAUCACUCGACUCAGUCUCCUCAAAAAUGAAUGUAUUUGUUUUCAGUUUCAGACGACCGAGUCGAGCGUUCGGCCUGAUCCAGCAGUAGUGGUAUAACAUUUCAUACUUUUCUUUGUUUUAUGUAUACGAUAAAUUGUUAAAAUGUGCAGAUAUGUUUUAAAACACCUCUUUUUGAACCGUGACAGCAGGCAAUGUUUUGUCCUUCCUUACUCUUGACUUUAGCCUUUCAAUUGUUUAUUUUUUGAAAGUGUACCCAGAAUGAACAGUAUUGAGUUGUUUAAGAUUAACAUUUGAUAGCAGAUGAGAUACUAGGUAGUCCUGUAAUGUAGGUAGAAUCUCAAAUGUUUUUCUAUCCUCUAAAAGAUGAGCCAUUGUAAUGCUGAGGUGUGAAAAAAUAUUUUCAGAAAUUUUUUGUAUGGCUUCAUGAUGAAAUCAGGCGCUAGUUAAAAUUUAUGAAAUUGAAGAAAUGGACUUUUUUCUGCUCCCCGGGCAAUAAUUAUGCAUUUUUUAGGGGGGCUCAAUGGUAGGUCACACCAUUUAUGUCCUUUUGAAAAUGCCUUUCGGUUCUGAUUUUUACUUAAAAAAGGUUGAUCAAAGACCCAAAAACUCUAAAUUUACAGUUUCUAAGGACAUUAUUCAGGCUUUUGAAGUCCUCAAACUUUGGGGGCCAUUAUCUUGGUUAAUUUUAUCUCUGAUACCAGGCGACCUCCACCUCUUUUAAUCGCAAAUAUUUUGACUUCUGUUCAAAGUAUUUGGGUAUGUUUUUUUAAAUCAAAAGCAAGACAGACUCUGAGCGACUCUGGGCUUUAAGUUGAUAUCAAUAAAAAUCCAUAGGCCCUAUAUGUCCAAAAACUGACAUGUACCUGAUUCCACAGUGACGAGACACAUUUCUUACCCAGAUAGAAAAUGUUUUGAUGAAAGUUCUACGCAAGGCAUGAAUUGUCAAAAUAGAAGUUCUAAUGAGCCAAUGUAUGUUGAAUUGUUUUGCGUGUUUUUGUAUCAGUAUCAAUUCAUUUGAGUGGUUGUGUCCAUUUACUCUUUUGUUUUUAAGUUCUUGGCCUGCAUCUUUUCUUUGUCAGUUGCAAUUCUUUUUCCGUUCAGAUUUACAGUCUGUCCCAUACUUAUAUAUUUCUUAUUUAAAGUGUUUGUUGAUUGAAAAGCAUUGAUGUGUCGACAUUCCAAUUUGAGGAUAUAAUGUCUUGUUACUUUAAGCCGACUAUAUGAUGCACAUAUUCUGCUUUUCUGUGUUUGGUAACUCUACUGAAAUUGAUUCUAAUCACUUACAUUUUGUACAAUUUUGUCUUUGUGCUUUAAGCCUUUUUUAUGGUGCAUUCCGGACCCCUUCUCUUUCACUUCUAUUGUAUGUUCCCAGUUUUUUUUGUCCAUUUCAUGUAAUUUUUUUUACUAUGAUACGUACAGGCUACCAGAGUUAAAUUUAUUUUGAUUCUCUUGCACAGAGUGGUCGCUUAUUGUUAGUGCAAUUUUUAAAUUAACUAUAAUCUGCUCUUCCGUGGCUCCCAAGAAUGGUGGUGCUCACAAAAUAAGUUGUUUCUGGAAAUCAGUUGUUGAUAAAAAAUCUGCAUUAUUUUUCCUCAUAUAUUUGCUUUUCAUGGGACUAAAAUUGAUGGCUUAUACAGUGACAAGCAUGGUGAUUUUGCUUAGUCUUUGGUGUAAAUAGCACCUGAAUGACGAUAGCUAUAAAAAGCUAAAAUUAAUGGUUUGAUUGCUUUUCUUUGUGUAAAUUCUGUCAGAGGUAUUCGGGGCCAAUCAAAAUGCCUAAUCAAAAGAGGAACUUAAGAUUUAGUUUUGUGAAGACAAUGGAAACUCUUCAUAAUGUGCAUGUAAAUAUUUUGUUGAGAAUGAGAAACCUUUUUACAAUUUAUGAAUUUUGCCAAUGAUGAUAGGACACAUAUUUGUGUACUGUAUUAUUUUCAGUGAUAUUUUUAUUCAGUGCUAGCGCUGAUCAAUAAAAGAAAAUUGCUCAUGACUGCCCCUUUGUGGCUUCGUUCCAUGUGAAAACAUAUUGAUACAUGUGAAAUAUAGUUUGCUCAUGAUGCCCAUUCAUCAGCUGAAAAUCGUAAAUGAAAUUUAUGCAUGUAUAUGUAUAUUUCAAGAAAGGUUUUUUUCUUUCAAUGUUAAACUUGUAUAUAAAAAAGCAUAUCUGUUCCAUUUGAAAGCAAGACAGUGGUUGUGAACUGUACAAGCUAAUCAGGAGGACCUUAUUUAUUGUGCUUUGGAUUUUUUUUUUUUUUCUUUUUGUUAAUGUUUCAUUUAAUGUUAUUUGUGGGUUUCAUUGAAAUGUGUUGUUUUCUUACUCUUGUAGUCUUCAGUUUUGUAAUUAAAUCAAUUGAAAAAAGUAG
Messenger RNA from Aplysia californica (California sea hare), 7907 nucleotides. RefSeq names its product calpain-9. Bases 197 to 2686 code for a protein of 829 amino acids. The transcript has 18 exons. Gene Ontology annotation, cellular component: cytoplasm. The record is from RefSeq and is a predicted model, not a curated record. Gene Ontology annotation, biological process: proteolysis. Lineage: Eukaryota; Metazoa; Mollusca; Gastropoda; Aplysiida; Aplysiidae. Gene Ontology annotation, molecular function: calcium ion binding; calcium-dependent cysteine-type endopeptidase activity.